Messenger RNA from Saccharomycodes ludwigii, 1338 nucleotides. RefSeq names its product cleavage polyadenylation factor subunit PTI1 (gene PTI1). NCBI's taxonomy places the organism in Eukaryota, Fungi, Ascomycota, Saccharomycetes, Saccharomycodales, Saccharomycodaceae. The coding region runs from base 1 to 1338 and encodes 445 amino acids. The transcript has a single exon. The record is from RefSeq and is a predicted model, not a curated record.
AUGAACAGUACUUCUUUUGCAAUAAAACCCCACAGUAUCAAGAAUAACACACUAGUUGACCCAAGAACCAGAGUUUACAGGCACACUAAAACACCUGAUGUUUACAUUAGAGGUGUGCUCAUUAAAAAUGUGCCAUCAAAUUGGGAUGAACAGACUGUAUUAAGUGUAGUUGCAGGCUCGGGUGCAAUAAUUGGGAUUAAACAACAGAAACUACAACCCUCCACUAAUAGUAAUAAUUUUAUAAUAAUAUAUACAACAUCUAAUGAAUGUAAAAAAGCAUAUGAUCUUAUUUCUAAAAUAGAAAAUAAGCCAUUUCAAAUUGAACAGGUGUUAGUGGACGACGAACAGAAUGAAGAUGAUAAUAUUGCUGGUAUUAGUGGGUCUUCUUUAUCUUCUGUCGCUGCAUCACCUUCUUCUUUUUCUUCUUCUUCUUCCUUUUUUUCUGUACCUAACUCAAGGUGUAAAGCCCUAUUAAAACUGAAAAGAGACAAUUAUCCGUGGGAUUAUAAUUUACAAUUACCCUUUGAAAUGAUCAGUGAAGUUCCAUUACCAAAAAAGAAUAAACCCAUUUUCAUACCGGAAUUAUUAAUCAAGGCUUCGAGCUCAUUGCCAAAACUACCACCAAUAAACAAGAACACUGGAGAUGGUGCCACGACUAGCCGGUUAUAUAGAGUAAAUGAUGUAAUAUCCAGUAAAAUAAGCAAAAUCCAACCGCCUCAGCUGAUCGAAAUCAUUGCAAAUUUGACAAGUUUAGCAAAUAGUAUUAAUGCCAGUAAUAGUAUUGCUCAUGGUGCCAAUAACAACAAUAAAUCUUCAGGCAACAAUGGUGCUUUAAAAGAGCAGAUAAGUAGUUUUUUACAAAACGGAGAUGUGGCGUUAAUUGUAACACAAGGGUUGUUGGAAAUGGGAUUAGUUGAUAUUCCUUGUAUCAAUAUGUUCUUAGAGAGUUUGGAUGAAAAGAAUGGAGUUUUUCCUAGUACUACUGUUUCUCCUGGUGACAGUGUUGUAGAUUCGUCAUCUUUGCCAAUAACCACAAACACUACUGCUUCCUCAAGCUCUUCCUCUAUUUCUGUUUCAAAUACACCAUCAGUUUCGCCUAUAAAUACACCAACUUCUAUGAAUAAUAAUGUCAACACAAUUGGUAAUAACCCUAUUGACAGUGUUUCACGUACCACGGGUAUUUUACCACAACACGUUGAAAUAAAAUUGUCUAAAUUAAAUAAUUCAGAACAAGCUAAUGUUAUAAGACAGAUAUUAACCUUAACCAGAGACCAAAUUUUGUUAUUACCACCAAAGCAAAGGACUAUGGUUGAGAAUAUACAUAGGGAGUAUUUAUAA